AUGGGCAGUGGUGAGAAACCUCUUCACCUGCAACCACACUUGGAGCAGCAGCCAAAGGAGCAGAGACACAGAAAGCCAAAACAGAAGCCCCCCCAAACCCUUGAAGAAAUCAGCAAGGUGCGCAAGAAGAUGGGGCUGCCUGAACACCCUUCUUCUUCUUCCCCAGCCUCACCUUCCUCCAUUGUUGGAUCUCUUAGAGGCAUGCCCUUCAGAAAGCUGUCUGGGUGCUAUGAGUGCAGGAUGGUGGUUGACCCUGUUCUUGGCCUCACCAGAGACCCUUCUCUCAGAACUACCAUCUGUUCUUGCCAUGUUUGUGUGUCAGAACUGGGAGUUGAAGACACGAGCAGAAACGUUGUGGAGAUCAUAUUCCAAUCCAGUUGGCUCAAGAAACACAACCCAAUCUGCACUAUCGACAGAAUCCUUAAAGUCCACAACACACCCAAAGUAAUCUCGAGGUUUGAGGAGUACAGGGACGCCAUUAAAGCAAAAGCCAACAAGCUUCCCAAAAAGCACCCACGUUGCGUGGCAGAUGGGAAUGAGCUCCUGAGGUUCCAAUUCCGGUCAGGCAGGCAGGCAGCGAGAUGUCCCUGA
Molecule: messenger RNA, 591 nt
Organism: Ipomoea nil (Japanese morning glory)
Lineage: Eukaryota; Viridiplantae; Streptophyta; Magnoliopsida; Solanales; Convolvulaceae
Exons: 2
Coding region: 1-591 (196 amino acids)
Source: RefSeq, a predicted model, not a curated record